This is a messenger RNA of Paramecium tetraurelia, 1212 nucleotides long. RefSeq lists its product as uncharacterized. Gene Ontology annotation, molecular function: phosphatidylinositol-3,4,5-trisphosphate 3-phosphatase activity; protein tyrosine/serine/threonine phosphatase activity. Gene Ontology annotation, cellular component: cytosol. The record is from RefSeq and is a predicted model, not a curated record. Gene Ontology annotation, biological process: dephosphorylation. Lineage: Eukaryota; Ciliophora; Oligohymenophorea; Peniculida; Parameciidae. The transcript has 3 exons.
AUGAUUUAGAUGCAAGACGUACAGGAAUCUAUGAUUCUGAAUUAAAUCUCGAGUGACGAAGAAGAUGACUUAGAGAGUCCUUUAGAAUUUUAGUAGACUUAAAACAAAUAACAUCGAGAGCAAUCCGUAGUUUAGACACUCAAUGAACUGUCAUUUAAUCGCAAUAUGGACAAAAGGAUGAAUGAAACGGCGGUUCUAUAAAAUCACGCUGAUGAAAUCACUUAGAAAUCAAUGAAGAAUGCAAAAGAAGCUUAUUAAAGAGAAAUAAUAAAAGAGUUGGUUUCGAAAUAGAAGAAGAGAUUUAAGGUAGAUGGAUUCAAUUUGGACUUAACUUAUAUCACUGAUAACAUAAUUGCUAUGGGAUUCCCAGCUGAAAGUUUUGAGGCUAUUUAUAGAAACCCAAUGCCAGAGGUGUAAAAAUUUUUAAAUAGUCGUCAUGCUAACAAUUAUAUGGUUAUUAACUUAUGUUCAGAGCGUAAGUACAAACACGAGUCUUUCUAUAAAGUGGCCGAGUUCCCUUUUGAUGAUCAUUAGGCCCCUCCGUUUAAUAUGAUGCUUGAGUUUUGCUAAAAGGUUCAUGAGUGGUUAACUGCAAAUUCCAAUCAUGUUGUGGCAAUACAUUGUAAGGCUGGGAAGGGAAGAACUGGAGUUAUGGUGUGUUGCUAUUUGUUAUUUAGUGGGAAAUACACUUCAAGUCAGGAUGCUUUGGCUUAUUAUGGUUUGGUUAGGACAUAGAAUAAAAAGGGUGUAACAAUUCCUAGUUAAAUUCGAUAUGUCCAUUAUUUCAGUUAUGGCUUGAAAAGUGAGUUGGUUAAGAUGCCACCCAGAAAGAUUGAGUUGGUAUCAGUUAGAUUGGUUGGCGUAUCUCAUGGAACUAUGAUCAGAGUAUAAAACAAUGAUAGCCAAUUAAUAGAAAAGGCUUCGAUUGCUUCAGAAAAGGAAAUACUAUUUGCUUUCAAUGACAUAUUUUUAUAAGGAGAUGUUCUCAUUUAAAUAUUCCACAAGUCCAUUGUCACUGAAUCCAAGAUCUUGUAGGCUUGGUUUAACACUAAUUUUGUAUCCCUUUCACCUAAGGAAUAAGUGUUCAAAGCUGAAGAGCUGGACAUGUCGAAAAAGUCAAUGAAGCAUUCUACUUAGAUUUAUAUGGAAUUACUAUUUGAUCAAGUAAUUCUCACUAGAGAAAGAUCCAAUUGCUUAUCAAAAGGCAAAUGA